Esox lucius (northern pike) is the source of this 4643-nucleotide messenger RNA. Its product is annotated as TBC1 domain family member 8. Gene Ontology annotation, molecular function: calcium ion binding. Bases 231 to 3626 code for a protein of 1131 amino acids. Lineage: Eukaryota; Metazoa; Chordata; Actinopteri; Esociformes; Esocidae. The transcript is spliced from 20 exons. The record is from RefSeq and is a predicted model, not a curated record.
GGAAAUAAGACGCUCGCUUUAGUAGCAAUCGGGAGAGAGAAAUAUGAAUAGGAGACGCCUGCGAUCUGGUGCGGCGCUUGAGAUGAGUCAUAAAGGAUUUUGUAAAUCACCUAUUCGCUCGGGCUUGGAUCUGUUGAAGCAAUGUGCCUUCUAUCAAUAGCAAAAAAAACGGCAAUCUCUUUUUUUCUGUGUUCGUCCCAUGCUAUUUGCCAAUCUCUUGUUUUGAAAGAAUGUGGCUGAAUCCAGAGGAAGUUUUGCUGAAAAACGCGCUGAAGCUUUGGGUUACCGAAAAAUCGAACGAUUUCUUUCUUUUGCAGCGUAGAAGAGGGCAUGGGGAUUCAGGGGGAAAAUUCACAGGUCUUCUGGUUGGAGCUCUGGACACUGUGUUGGACUCCAAUGCUCGUGUCACACCAUUCCGUAUCCUGCUACAGGUGCCUGGCUCUCAGGUUAGCUGGGCCAUAGCUUGUGGUGCUGCUGUUGAGGAAAUGAACAGACAUUGGGACUGGCUGGUCCAGAACCUACUUCACUCUCUUUCAGUGUUUGAGAACAAGGAGGAUGUCGCCAGCUUUGUCAAGGGGAAAGUUAAGGGUCUGAUAGCAGAGGAGGUGAGGGGAAGGCAGGCAGCUCAGGAGGAGGACCCAGAGAAGUUCCGGGGGUCGCUGCUGAAGUUUGAGUUGCGUUUUGGCCUGCCUUCCUCUGAGAAACUAGUCACCACCUACUCCUGCUGCUGCUGGAAGGGCCGGGUUCCUCGGCAGGGCUGGCUCUACCUCAGCAUCAACCAUAUGGCCUUUUACUCUUUCCUGCUGGGCAAGGAAGUGAAGUUUGUGAUCCCGUGGGCGGAGGUGACGAGGCUGGAGCGGAUCUCCACGGGCCUCAUGACUGACAUGGUGCGUGUGACGACGCGACAGCGGCAGCGCGACUUCUCCAUGUUCCUGAGCAUGGACGAGGCUUUCAGGUUUAUGUGUCAACUGGCUGACAUUGCUCUGCGACGCCUCCUGGACAGCGGAGGCUUAGAGCUGGACAGAGAACUCCAGCAGACCUCCAACGUCACUAAGAGGGUUCUGGAGCAGCAGGCGCUGAGGGCGUAUGUCCUGGCUCUCUUCAGGCUGCCACGAGGCGAACGUCUUCAGGAGGCGGCACUGUGUUCGAUGUGGACGCCGCACGCCCGCUGCCACACGCCUGGGACACUUUACACCACAGACCGUUACCUGGGUUUCUCCAGCCGAGACGAGGGCCGCUGUAGCGUGCUCAUCCCUCUCUCAGAGGUGAUCUCUGUAGAGAAGGCAGAGAGCACUAGUGUACUGCCCAGCCCAGUGAUCAUCAGUGUGAGGAGUAAGAAGGCCUUCCAGCUGAUCGAGCUGCAGGACAGAGACAGCCUGGUGGACAGCCUGACGACACGCCUCAGGUCCUUGCAGUGGAGACACUCCACAUUCCGCAGCAGGAAAUCUCUGGCCUCCUCGUCUCCUUACUACACCUUCUGCUAUGACACAAAGUACUGUGAUGGAGAGGAGAUUGAGGAGAGACCACUACGUCACACUGUGAACCCAGAUGCACUGAUGGCAUGCUAUCAGCACUCUGAACCUGACCCAAAUAACUGUACCUCAACCAUGGAGCAAAUGAAAGAGCGCCUGUGGGAGGAACACUUCUCGGAGUAUGGUCGAGGCAUCCAUAUGUUCCGCACAGAGAAAAUCCAGAAGCUGGUUGCGAUGGGGAUACCAGAGUCUUUAAGGGGAGAGCUAUGGAUGACCUUCUCUGAUGCGUCUUCGGAGUUGGCAUCCCACCCAGACUACUACACAGGGCUUGUGGCUGAGUCAAUGGGACAAAGCAGUCUGGCCACAGAGGAGAUCGAGAGGGACCUGCACCGCUCUCUCCCCGACCACCCCGCCUUCCAGAAUGUCACGGGCAUCGCAGCUCUUCGCCGCGUCCUCACAGCAUAUGCCCACCGCAACCCCAAAAUUGGCUACUGCCAGUCCAUGAAUAUCCUGGCGUCUGUGCUACUGCUGUACACCAAAGAGGAGGAGGCGUUCUGGCUGCUGGUAACUGUCUGUGAGAGGAUGCUGCCUGAUUAUUUCAACCGCAGAGUAAUAGGGGCUCAGGUGGACCAGUCUGUGUUUGAGGAGCUUAUCCGGGAGCGUCUUCCAGAGCUGGCCGAGCACAUCCCCGACCUCUCCCCCCUCUCAACCAUCUCCCUGUCCUGGUUUCUUACCCUCUUCCUCAGCGUGCUUCCCUUUCGGAGUGCCGUCUGCGUGGUCGACUGUUUCUUCUUCCACGGCACUAAAGCCAUCUUCCAGCUGGGCCUGGCUGUGCUGGAGGCCAACGCAGCAGCGCUGUGUUCCAGUGCGGACGACGGCCAAGCCCUCAUGGUUCUCACUGGUUUUCUGGACCAGGUGACGGACAACGACGAUCCUUCCUCCCCGGCCUCCCAGCCGCCCUCGUCCCCGAGCGGGGAGGAGGGUAACCCGCCUGUAGAACAACACACCCUGAUCACUGACCUCAUCACUGACUCUUAUGAGAAAUUUGGAGACCUGACUGUGAAGCAGAUAGAGAGUUUGCGAUGCAGACACCGCAUCCAGGUUCUUCAAGCGCACGAGGACACCACUAAGGAGAAUGCGCUCAGGGUCGUGACCCCAGAUGUCUCCCUCUCCCCUGAAAAUCUAUCAGACAUCUACGACCUCUUCAAAACCGAGCACUUCAUUAACCUUUAUUGGGGUGAAGGGAGCACCACAGUGGCUCUCCAGACUCAUGACCCAAGCAGACCGUAUGUGGACCAGUACAGAGUGGACCGGGCCCAGUUUAAGAGCCUGUACGUGCUGCUCGUUCCCUGGCUGUGUGGCCUCCACACUGACACCGUGGCCCAUCGGACCUUUACUCUACUGGACCAGGACAGAGACUCAUUCAUCACCUUCAGAGAGUUUGCUGGGUGGCUGGAUACACUGUACUGCAAGGAACUAAACGAGAAGAUCAGACUUCUAUAUUGCUUGCACAUACCUCCAGCUCUGACUGACACUGAGGAGGAUCAGUCUCCCCUAAAGAGCCCUCUGCUGUCAACCACCAGACCACUCCAUUUACAACUGCCUGUUGGGGAGAUGUUAACCUACCAAGAGCAGUUAAAGCAGAUGCUGAAGGACCUGGCUAAAGAGAGGUCCAAUGUGGAAGAACCUUUACCUUUGAUGAACCAGAGGGAAUUCAUCCAAUUCUGUAAGACCCUUUACAGCAUGUUCCAUGGCAAUCCAGAUGAGAAUGAGCUCUUCCAGGCCAUCGCCACUGUGACCAGCCUGGUGCUGCAGAUCGGUGAGGUCGGCCAUCGCAGCCGCUGCUCGGGGUCAGAGGUCAGUAGCGACGGCGGCACCGAAGACGAGGUAGAGGAAAAUCACAGGGAGGGGAGUCGAGAUCACCCAGUCUUCAGUACCAAAGAAGAGGGGGGGACUGGGAAGAGUUUAGGCUUGGAGAAUCAGAGCGAGUGGACUGUCAGCUAUGCUCAGAUUCUAGCCUCUCUCCUCACAGAACAGCAGCUGGUCAACUUCUUUGAGAAACCAAUGGACCUGUCAGCAAAGGUUGCUGAGGCGAAGCUGAAACAGUACCAUGAAAGGGCCGGGCUACUUAUGCUCCAGCAAGGGACCAGAUGAUUAACUAGACCAAGAAAACAUAGUUUGACCCAGUACUGGGCUUCUAAUCCACAGUCGCUUAUUUAGAUGCCAUGCACUUUUGUCACUAAUAAGUUGUCCUGAGUCCUACAAGGAUGUGUGGGGUCAAGAGUCUAUACGUGCCUGUAUGAAUCAUAGGUCUGUAAAACAAGUACUGUGGAUGUGUAGGUCUUCUGAUUUAACUGGAUAUGUGGCCUUAUCUUUGUUUAGAGGUUAAUCAAAACCAAAGGCUGUUUAGACGUACUGAUCUACCAAAGCCACAGGUAAGGGAGACAUGCAUUAUAAUCAAUGAAGGUUACAUGACAAAUCAGUCAAACAUAUACUGUGACAAUGUUCCAAUUAAAUGCACUACCACUCCAUGAAAAGGGAUUUACAUUUUCUAUGUUUGCUAAAUAUACAUUUUAAUUUUGCAUUGCUGUUAUCUUUUUGGUGGGAACAAUGUGCCCAAUUUUAGGGGCAUUUAUUUUCACUUAGCCAAGUAGGAUCUAGGUUAUCUAGAAAAUGAAGUAGAUUGUACAAGUACCUCUGACCCACGUUAUUUUACAUGCCUACAGACAAGUACAGUCAACAAGGUUUUAAAAAGCUCAGUGAAAUUGUAUUUACUGUCAGUGGUGUGACCUGGAGUAACAGACAUUGGAAUAUUGCCUUGGUUGUGCGCCUAUGUACUGUGUUAUUGUCCAGUAUUAACCCUUAUUCUGGGUGUUCUGAACGUUUCAGCCCAUUAUUCUACCAAGCAUAUCCUUCAGCCUUAGACAUGUGACCUGUAUUACAGCAUCUUAAAAUCAAUUUGGGUAAAUACCUGAAAUGUCUGACAUUCAAACUGUUUUUAGGAAAUAUUAUUCCAGAAUGGCACUCCAGCUGACUAAAGAUGCACUUUUUUUGAUUUAAAUUGUAUUUUUUUAGUGCAGGCCCAAGUUAUGCCUCCACCAUGUGUCUCAAUUUCAUGUCUGCUGCCAAAAAACUAGCAUUUUGUAAAUCAUUAAAACAACCUUUGCAUUA